Rhizopus microsporus ATCC 52813 is the source of this 2367-nucleotide messenger RNA. RefSeq names its product HECT-domain-containing protein. Gene Ontology annotation, molecular function: ubiquitin protein ligase activity. The coding region runs from base 97 to 2325 and encodes 742 amino acids. The transcript has 12 exons. Gene Ontology annotation, biological process: protein polyubiquitination. The record is from RefSeq and is a predicted model, not a curated record. Lineage: Eukaryota; Fungi; Mucoromycota; Mucoromycetes; Mucorales; Rhizopodaceae.
CUUUCUGACGACAGCGCGGGGUUUCCCUCACGUGAUACAUCUUAUUCAUAUUCCUGUUCUAUCACUGGUGGAUGAUUGCAUAUCACUUUCUUCUCAAUGACAGACUUUCAAAGUUUAUCGUUAGAUUCAAGGAAAAGUCCAUCAAAGACUAAACAGUCAUCUCACUUUUCAUCACCCAAUCCUACUUGCAACUCUUCUAACGAACAUUCUAAUUUGAUGGAAAAUGACAAUAUGAUAACUAUGGGAAAGUGCAUGUGCUGUAAUAGUGACCUCAAAUACCCUACUGUCGUAUCACGAUUUCGAUGCCCUGCUUGCGAUACCAUCAAUGACCUUAAACCUCAUAUCCGAGAUCAAAUAGGAAAUCAACCACUUACACUUAGAUCUUUAAAAAAGGCAGUCAACGAGUGUAAGCAAAGGGAAAAGACGAAAAAGAUGAAAAAAAUUAAUUUGGGUGAUAAAGAGCGAGAAGAGAUCUAUGAGCCAAUUGAAAAACUGCUUGAGACAGUAUUUAGUAGCUGGGUCAGCUUGAAUCAUAGCUUCUUGACUGAAGAAGAAACAACGCUAGAGACAAGCGGGAUUGAUAUGAAUGAAGUGCGAGAUGCAUAUAGAAUCAUCUUGAGUCUGCCUGUUAAUGUUAUACGAGGCAUGAUGUCUGCAACCGAUCGCUUAUUGAAACGACCAGCUGUUCCACUAAGAAGAAUGAAUGAUAUCCGAUUUUUAUUAAUCAUACUCGAGAAUCCAUUGUUAGCGCAACACAAUUUCCCUGCAGAGACAAAAUAUCAUCAUAACCUAUUAAAGCGCAUAUUUGGUAUUCUCAGCUGCCUUAAUCAUGAAUGUCACCAUGCAUUAAUAAAAUGGUUUACAAGAUACCCCGUCAAAGAGUUUAAUGCCAAGAUCGAGUUGAUACAUGCAUUCUUAAGUCAUCGGAUAUCUCGAGCAAGAAAGAGCCAUAUGGCAUUACCUACAUCAUAUGAGUCUGAUUGGAAAAUGGCUAGCGCGGCUCGAGUCAUGGCACUCUUGUUUACAGCAAACAAUCAAACAAAUAAGGUGCCCAUAUGCAGUUUCUAUAAUACUAUGGUAGACUAUAUCAAUCUUAUGGGGGACUUUGAACUAUGGCAAUCCGUUACUAGAAAAUUUGCGUUUUGUCAAUACCCGUUUCUGAUUAGCAUGGGAUCGAAGAUGAAAAUUGUAGAGUUUGACGCAAAACAGCAAAUGGAGACGAAAUGGAGAGAAGCAUUCUUUAACAUGUUGUUCUAUCAAAAGUUAUCUAUGCCGUAUCUAAUCCUGAGAGUUUCCAGAGACAAUCUAAUUGAGGAUUCUCUAAGACAAUUGGCACAAAACGAACUCGAUUUAAAAAAAUCACUUCGCAUUGAGUUUAUCGGUGAAGAAGGAGUGGACGCUGGAGGUCUAAGAAAAGAAUGGUUCCUAUUACUUGUUCGAUCCCUAUUUGAUCCACAAUAUGGUAUGUUUACUUAUGAUGAAGAUUCAAACCUCUGCUGGUUCAACCCGACAAGUUUUGAAAACGAAGACCAAUUUUUUCUAGUUGGCGUUGUCUUGGGAUUAGCCAUUUAUAAUUCGACUAUUCUAGACGUACAUCUGCCUACUGCUUGCUACAAAAAGUUACUAAGCAUGCCUGUCGGAUUGGCCGAUCUGGGUGAGUUUCGUCCUGCGCUCAAGAAAGGAUUUGAUCAGCUACUAGAGUUUGAAGGAGAUGUUGAAAAUGUGUUUUGUUGCUCUUUUGUGGCAGAAAUUGACAAGUACGGUCAGAGAAUAUGUAUACCCCUGAUAUCAAAUGGCGAAAAUAUCAUGGUCACAAAAGAGAACAGACAGCAGUUUGUAUCAUUAUAUACUGAAUUUGUGCUAAACACAAGCGUCGAACGACAGUUUGGAGCGUUCAAACGUGGAUUUUAUCAUGUUUGUGGCGGAAAUGCUCUUUCGCUUUUUCGACCUGAAGAGAUAGAGCUACUUAUCAGAGGAAGCGAUGAACCAUUAGAAAUUGACGAUUUAAAAGGACAAACAGAGUAUAUUGGAUUCGAUGAAAAUGAAGAAACAAUAGUUAACUUUUGGAGCAUCAUGAAGGCAAUGGAGCCAAAGAUGCAACGUAAAUUACUCAUGUUUGUAACUGGAAGUGAUCGUAUACCAGCAACAGGUGCAACUCAGAUGCACCUCAAGAUCACCUGUGGUAACAAUGGAGAUAGCGACAGAUUACCUUCUGCGCAUACAUGUUUUAAUCAACUGGUAUUAUAUAAAUAUCAUACAAAAGAGAAGCUAAAGAGAAUGUUAUAUACGGCCAUACUAGAAAGUCAAGGGUUUUAUGUAAAAUAAGUAAAGAAGAAAAGAAAGAGAAUUAUCUUGGGAUUAUCUGGC